Messenger RNA from Carica papaya (papaya), 850 nucleotides. RefSeq names its product hydroxyproline-rich glycoprotein family protein. The record is from RefSeq and is a predicted model, not a curated record. Lineage: Eukaryota; Viridiplantae; Streptophyta; Magnoliopsida; Brassicales; Caricaceae.
AAAACCCUCUCAUUUAUAUUUCGUCUUCUCUUUUCUAGAUUUAUCUCUCUCCCUUUCUCUCUCUCUCGCUCCUUGAAUUUGUUUUCCCAACUUGAGGAAAGGGAGAAAAGGACAUCACAUCAGUUGAUCCAUCUCAUUUGCAAUUCAAUGGAGUUUCCGGUUAUUGAAAACACCGUCUCCGAUUCAACAAAUUCGAGUUUGCAAUCCAAAGUCUCAACAGAAUCAGACAGCGAAACACCAUCUCCGAUUCAACAAAUAUCUCGAGAUUCAGCCGCUUAUGAACUGCGAAAACCUAUCACCCCCGACCGACUCAAGCUCCCCAAGGCAUUUAAGUACCCCGAAAGGUACAGGAGUCCAACUGAUUCUGUGAUGUCACCGGUCACGAAAGGCCUGCUUGCAAGAAACAGAAAGGGCGGAAUACUUCUACCUCCCAGCAUUAACCACACCAAGAUCCAAGACUUGCAUGUUCAAGAUGUGGGUUUGAGUCAAAAGGAAGGCAUUGAAUGCUAAAUCGCAUGAAAAUGUACAAGGGUUUAGAGAAUCCAUUAAUAUUUUCCCAGCUGCAUUUCUGCUCUUAUCUAUAUGUAAAUGUUUCAGUUUUAUCAUCCAAUUCUAGAGAAUUUCUUUAUGGAAGUGGGUAUAUCUUGUAAUUUUUUUGAUCAGGCAUUUUUAUGCAGAAACAAUUUGGUUUAUGUUAUAAAAACUGUCCAUUGCCUUUUCAUUUCAGUGUUCUGGUUGACAUAUAUGCUUGGAUGUAAAGAAGAAGAAGCUAAAUUAUGAUACAUACAUAUAUAUAAUAUAUUUAAUAUAUGAUUGAAAUUUUCUUCAUAUAUAAAAAGUAUAAAGAAGC